Molecule: messenger RNA, 1659 nt
Organism: Amphiprion ocellaris (clown anemonefish)
Lineage: Eukaryota; Metazoa; Chordata; Actinopteri; Pomacentridae
Product: activator of 90 kDa heat shock protein ATPase homolog 1-like
Exons: 9
Coding region: 146-1189 (347 amino acids)
Biological process (GO): protein folding; positive regulation of ATP-dependent activity
Cellular component (GO): cytosol
Molecular function (GO): ATPase activator activity; protein-folding chaperone binding
Source: RefSeq, a predicted model, not a curated record
GAGAUUCACUCAGACUUUCAGGAGACUCACAGUGAGUUUAAUACAGCAGGAGUUCCUCUAAGUUAACCUGUAUUACUGCAGCACAACAUACUAAACUUCAGCCUGUGUUAAUCAGUAAUCAGUAAACAGCGAUCAGUAAUCAGCGAUGGCUAAAUGGGGUGAAGGAGAUCCUCGAUGGAUUGUAGAGGAGAGAGCUGAUGCCACCAACGUCAACAACUGGCACUGGACGGAGCGUGAUGUCUCUAGCUGGUCCUCAGAACACCUCCGUCAGCUGCUCCUCAGUGUUCGGGUGGAGGGACCAGAGGGAGUCUGUCAGGUGACUGACAUCAACAAACUGGAUGGAGAGGCUUCGAUCAACAACCGCAAAGGAAAACUCUUCUUCUUCUACGAGUGGCAGCUGAGGGCCAAUUGGCUGGGUACAGCCAGCAGUGGAGUGAAGUACAGAGGAACUGUUGACGUGUCAAACCUGUCUGAUGAGAACGACGAGGACGAUCUGGAUAUCUCAGUCUCUCUGUGUAAGGACCAGCCCAGCACGCCCCUCCUGGACCUCAUGAAAAGGGCUGGGAUCAAGGAGGUCCGCAGGGCUCUGGGCGAGUAUGUCCGCCAACUCAAAUCAGAAUUCAGUCAGGGGAUGAUCCUUCCAACUACUGAUGGACCAAAGCAGCCUCCACCUGAAACCACCAAGAAGAACCAGGUGAAGACCAACAAAACCCAGAUCAGCGCCACCACCAAGUGCACCUCAAGCCCCAGCCCUAAGAGCUCUCCUGGCCCUGCUCCUUGUCCCACAGGUGUUCAUAUUCCAACCUGCAGCUUUAACCUGAGGGAAACUUUCCAGACAUCCGCUGAUGAACUCUACAGGACCUUCAUCAACCAGGAGUUCGUGCAGGUGUUUACGCGCUCUGUGGCCGUGGUUGAUGGUCGGCGUGGAGGGAAAUUCCAACUACUGGACGGAAGUGUCAGCGGAGAGUUCACACAGCUGGUACCAGACCAGAGGAUUGAAAUGAGGUGGCGGUUCAAGACAUGGCCCAGUGAGCACUACGCCACUGUCAGUCUGGAGUUGCAGGACCGAGGAGAUGAGACAGAGCUGAAGAUGGAGUGUCAUGGAGUCCCUGCAGGGGAGGAGGAUUCCACCAGGGAGGGCUGGACCCGGUUCUACUUUCAGGCCAUCAAACAGACAUUUGGAUACUGAGAUCCAACAUGGAGAGACUCUGAGAUACUUAAACCUGGAGCUUGUCUGACAAGUUGAAAGGAUGAGUGGCGGUCAGGAUGAGACUUAGAUGACAGAAUAAACUCUCUGAAAGGAGCAUUCCAACAUUUCUCAACAUCUCCAACAGUCCUGCUCUCCUAAGGAAGGAGUCAUAUUUCUGUUAGACCUCACAGAUUUAAAUGGACAGUGCAGCAUUUAAUAGGUCCUGCUCUUCUUUGUGUUCUCCAAGAUCAUAUAUUUCAGGUGGAUCAGUUUCCAAUAAAGUGUUAGGCCUGGCAUCUGGUUAGCCUAGCUUAGCACAAGACUGGAAACAGUGAGAAGUGUGAAAUCCAGCUCCACCUAAACAGAACCAAGCACAAGAUUUUUCAAAAACGUUGUAAAUGUUUCUUUAAGGUUUGACAGGUUCUCUGUGACCGAAUCACUGUGUGAAUAAAUGACUGAUUUUUGUUGUU